This is a messenger RNA of Rhipicephalus microplus (southern cattle tick), 6484 nucleotides long. RefSeq names its product AP-3 complex subunit sigma-2. Lineage: Eukaryota; Metazoa; Arthropoda; Arachnida; Ixodida; Ixodidae. Gene Ontology annotation, biological process: Golgi to vacuole transport; protein transport. The record is from RefSeq and is a predicted model, not a curated record. Gene Ontology annotation, cellular component: AP-3 adaptor complex.
GCUUGGUAAACAAAAAGCAUGUGACAACGUAUGCACGAUCGCCGUUUUUUCUGCACUUAGGUUUCCUCCUAGUUAUUCGCCUUUGUACACUUUGCAAGAUGAUCAAAGCGAUCCUAAUAUUUAAUCAGUAUGGAAAGGUUAGGCUGACUAAGUUCUACGAACGCAUCCACGAGGAGGAGCAACAGCACAUUAUACGCCAGGUUUUUCAGCUCGUUUCCAGGCGAGGUGAAGACGUUUGCAACUUCCUCGAAGGUGGAGAUCUCGUUAAAAACUCGGACUACAAGAUUAUCUACCGCCGCUAUGCUACCCUGUACAUAGUAUUCUGCGCUGAUUCCAGUGAGAGUGAGCUGGGGAUACUGGAUUUGAUUCAGGUUUUGGUAGAGCUGCUUGACAAGGCCUUCGAGAACGUCUGUGAGCUUGACCUCGUGUUUCAUGUGGACCAGGUGCAUCACAUCUUGAAUGAACUUGUGAUGGGGGGUCUGGUGGUUGACACGAACAUGACCGAACUCAUGGCGCGCAUCACCGAGCAGACAACCAUGGAGAAGCAGGAAGGUGGAAUUGCGAGGAACACCGUGAAGGCAAUUACAGCUGUCAAAAACGUCAACUUGUCACGGCACAUCAAGGAAAUCAAGCUUCCAGAUUUUUCUACCCUUGGUCAUGUAAAGCUCUAAGGAUCGCCAAUGUCUAUGCAUCAGACAUUGGUGACAUUGACUAUGCCAAUUUUUUUUCUAGAUGUUAUUUUGGUUUUCAAAAUGGCUUGCUUGUUACUAAUAUCAUUUAAGAAGCUAGAGUACAUGGUGUAUUCAUUACUCAGGACUGUUGAUAAUGAAACUUGCUACAGUGCUCAGGUGCAUAAGUGAGAUUUUGUGAGAUUUUUUUUUGGUCCAGUUAACCACCUAAAGUUCAAACAGAACUUUAUACUCAUGAUUCUUCGUUCCUGCUCUAUUGAAUGAUCAAACUUGGUGAUUGUGAACAUUACAAGAAAUAUUGAUCACAAGUACUUAACGAGGACUACUGACUUUCACAAAGACACCACUCAAACAGUCACCACAGCUGUGCUUUUAUUGUAAGAACAAGCUGCCAACAUUGGCAAUGAUUCACACAUGUAUGUUUGUUCCCAUAAAGUUUUUCUUAUUGUUACACUGAAAGAUGUGAGACAUAAAGUACUUAAUAGGGUGGCCAAGGUGGGUUGGAAAGAGUUCAGCCUUACUCAAGACACCAGAAAUAGAUAGUAGCUGGCUAUGCCCCUUAACAUAUAGGUGCCGCAGGCAGUGUCCUCAGCAAAUAAUACCGCAGGUGAGCACAUGUGAAAUUCUGGAGGUAAUGCUGCACACAAACACUCUGUAUUGUUUCCUCUGCUAUGAUAACAUAUGCACAAUGCCUGCUGAAUGUGCAUCGCAGACAUUUGAAAGGGACCAUGUACCAUGUCUGUCUUAAGCAGAGGGCUAUUUUUUAUCUAGUGUAAUUUGAUUUUGGUGGAAAAAAGAGAGCUUAUUCAAAUGAUCAACAGGAGAACAUGCCAAACUAAGCGCUCCUUUCAACCAUUUUUUGUAAUCAUACACUUUUUACUUAGGAAGUGCAAUGUUAAAAGUGUGCAAUAGUAUCGCUGUGUAAUGUCCACAUUGUGAGAAGCUGCAGUUUUUGCAGCUCUGUACUAUAGCUUGCAAAGUUAUAUGCAUCGUUGGUGUUUCUCAAGGUGGCCCUGCAGCACGUCUUGAACAAGGUCAGAAAAUGCUGAUGAUCAGCAGUUGGGACUCCUCUGAAGGAAUGAGCCAAAGAUUAUGGUAGUAAACUUGCAAUAACUUUAAACAUUAGCUAGAAAUUGCUCACUCACUUCUUGACAGACACAGCCAUUGGAUUAUUUGAGCACUGUGAGCUGCAUGGCCAUGCAGCCACCACAGAAUGAUGCAAUGGGCCCAAGCUAUGCUCCCAGCGCUAGAAUUACACGCAAUGCUGAAUUACACCAUUGCGCUAGCUCAAAUCACGCUGAGAGUGAGCUGUGCGUUCAGAAAUACAAAAGAAAGAGCUCAAGUUUAUGAUGCAGGCUGACGUGUGGACAUGGCCUCUUGCCUUGCAGCUUUCAAGGCAUGCGAUAAGUUUCUGUAACUCUGCUCCUACUCUAUGACUUCUAAAAGCAUUUUUGGCUGUUGAUUCAUGGGUCAAUAUGCCCUGAUAGUAAGCUUAUUGAAUGAUAACUUAGAAAAGUGCUCUUAGGUCCUUUAAUGUUAUGUGUAAACAAUGUAGAAAGUAUACUUAAUGAAUUGUUUUUUCUUAUGUCACCACUGUGCCAGAAGAUUCUGGAGUCAGUCAUAUAGUUUUAAGCCUACAUACUGGCCUUAGCUCUAGUGCUGUCCAUUACCGAGGUUUUGCUUGAUAUACAAGGUUCACAUUAUUGCAGAUUAUGGCAAGAGCAAUAGGGAGUGAAGGACUUUACUUCAAGGUGAUAUUGAGAUGUUUCUAGCUUUCAUUGUACCUUUUUUCUGUGUUUUUAGUGAUAAUGUCAUUUGAUUUUGCAAGUGUUUGUUUUCUUCAGUGAAUUCUGCAGGCAUAUGGCGUCCUUUCUCAAGAAGUUCUUUGUAGAGUGCCGCAUACUCGUGAUUGAGCUGGUUGGGGGAUUUCGGUGUGUGAACAAGUGCCAGCUUUAGCUGAAUGAGUGGUGCAGGUGGAGAAAUUCAACACUAUUUAAUUGUCACUGCCUGCGAAACGGCACGUAGAAAGUACUAACACUACUCUUAUCCUUUUAGGGAAAGUGUCACCUACUUAAUGCCAAUUGGUUUCAAGGCAGUGAGCUUACUUUGAAAACUAACGGCAGCAGGAUCAGCUCAGAAUAGCAUGCUUUUGAUAAAGUUGCAGCUAGAUUACUUUAGGCAAGUUGUUGUCAUAUUUCUGCUGCCAUUAUAUUUUUUCGACAGCAUGGUCUGCUGUUUCUUAGACCAACUGCGUAAUGCAGCUCAAAAUGCAGCAUACAUUUCACACAAAAUGUCGUUGACAUUUUUUUUUUGUCAAGUGUCCAUUUAUCUUGCCAUAUGAGCCACUUGUGGUGGUGACGUUUAACUAUCAAGUCAGAAAUUCGGGAGGAGGCAGGGAGGGGGGAAGGGUUAACGCUACUAAGUUAAUAUAUGUUCAUGUAUAUGUGUGCGUGUAUACAUAUAUACUCGUGCAAAACUAAAAACUUUGGAGGGGUCGGGGUUUGAACCCUCCCUACCUCCCCCCCCCCCCCUAGGCUACACCACUGAAGUUACGAUUACAGUGGAGUAUACUAAUAGUGAUUAGCAGGGCACACUUUGGUGCGUACUGCUGUGCCGUGUCAUGCAAUAUUAGUUGGUGCAAAGUUGUUGUAGUUUUUUGCCAUUACUUCUUAUCAACAUGCUGCAUGAUGCUUUUGUAGGGAGUAGGAGAGGUGUAGGAGAGGUUUUUAGUGAAUGGCCUUUUUUUAAUUGCCAGCUGUUAUUGUUAGGUGAUACCCUGUUUCUUCGAACAAAUUCAGUGAUGUCUCAUCCAGUUUUGUGAAGAAGUCUGAUUAGUAAAACUUCUAAAUUUAAUUAGAGAUAUAAGGAAAACCAGGUAACAUUAGAUAAAUAAUUGAUUCCUAUAAACUUAUUUCUAAAGUGAUAUGCAAUAGGCUGUGGGUAACUAUUUUAGUAAAACAAGGGUAAGGUCGGUUUACAUUCAUUGGUUCACAGAAUGUUGCUUAAAACCAGACUUGCAGUGAAAAUCAACUCUGUGGUAAUGAUGUUUGUUCUGAGAGUAAUGAAACACAUUCGUAUAGAGUGCUUUUUUUUUUUUGCUGCAGGAUCAGAGCACAACUUCGCAGUUCUGAAAAUGUUGUAGAAUGUAAGCAUGUGAAGAUAUUAUGAACACUUAAGUGCUUUAUAAUAGUGUAGAGAAGACAGAUUCGUGAAAUGCCUUGCAUUCAGGUGUUUUUAAUCAAUGACGGGGUGUUAUUGCAUGGAGUGCUUUACUUGGUGCAUUUUCUCAGUGACUGUUGCCUCCGUGAAAUACUGCAAUUUAACCUCUUCCCUACUGAGCUUUUGUCCAGAAAUUAUACAUUGCAAGUGCAUGCUUUGACAAAGUGGCUGACUGGGCUAGUUGGUUUAGCAUACUUGAGGUGUAUUUUUUUGCACUGUAACCUAAAGCAUGCUUUUGAGCCUGUUUUUAUUUCUUUACUGUACCAUCUGUUCAAGCAAAAAAGAACUCAACAAUGUGCAUUAGAGUAGCUAUAUUGCUUGAACGAGCCCAGCUCAUCCUCAAUGCGGAAAGGGUGAGAUGACUAAACAAUACUGGUAGCGUGCGUACGUUCUGAGCUGAUAUCCUUCACAAUAAUUUUAGUUUUGAAUAGUAUUUGUAAAAUUUCAAAAGCGUAUUGUCGAUUAGAAUAUGAAUGAAAUGGCAGUUACUGUUCUAUUCCUAUCUGAUAAUUGAAAUGCUCACGCACCUCGAAAAGUUAUUUGUUUUAGCCUUUUGUAUAGUGUUGUCACAAGUGUACAAGUAGGUGACUCUGUUAGAACAGCUGACGACAUGCUAACAAAUUAUUGAAAGCACCAUCGACGCCACCUUCUGGUAAACAUGUGCACAAUCAUGAAUGUCAAAAAAAUGCCGUGAAGACCCAGUGCAUGUUCGUCUUAUCGAAAACGUGGCUUUUGUUUCUUGUAGCGUGGUUUGAGGCAGUCAUGUUUCAAGGUAAUGCAGUUAUGUGAUCAUUGCAUUGCCGAGAGUGCGUAGCGCGUGCAUUCGAUGACCCAGAAUUCGCAAAAAGGUGCUCAACUCCUUUUAGUACUUAUGGUAAUAUUGUUUCAAAUAUUUUUAUUAAAGCAGGCUGGCAACUGGCUUCCAGAUGAUAUGGAAUCGGUAGGAAAUGCGUAUGAAGCAAAGAAGAGCGUAAAGAGAAAAACGUAACACAAAAAGAAUGACUGGGAAGGAUAGCUAAAUACUAAAGGCACCCAGAAAGCACAGAUAAAGCUAGUAAUUUUAAAGAACUUUAAAAAUUUUGCCAGACACAGGUGCAAAAAAAAAAGAAAUUGGCAAAAUAGUGAUACAAGCUCAUAAAAAUAGAGGCAAUUGUCUCACCUGCAUAGAAAAACAGACUAACUGAAUCAGUCUUAUUGUCCUAUAGUAUACCUUGUUUUAAACUUGUAAUUGAAGCCUGUGUACAUUAGGAAAACUAAAAAGAGCUUUCUGUGCUGGAGGACAGUGGUAGAGACACACCUCCUAAAUGGACACAAGUUCACGGCAAGUUGCAAGCUUUGGGCUUUUGGUAUGUACACCUAUGCACUCGCUGAUAGUGCCUGUGGUUAUCAACAGACAGUGCACAUAAUGCGAAGUAUACUGCUUUGGGCAAUACCACUUUGCACUGUUCCCACAUUCAUGGCUAAUGUGUGCUGUUGUCAUUCCAUUUAGUUAUGCUAUGUGCCGUUCUUUGUAGUGUCAACAUUUACAAACCAAGCUAGUUGGCGCCUGACUAAGAUACAUCAUACAUUUUCGAAAAUUGUUUGUCCACUAGACUGUAAGCUUCCUACGCUAUAACGCUUGUCAUUUUUGCACAUCCUCUUUCUCGUAUAGAUAAAAAAGGUGCUCAUAGCAGGAAAAUUCCUGGUGGCUAGCUUUGAAUGAGAACUGUGUACAGUUGGAGCUAAAUAUUAUGAAUGCAGAUAUAUCAAUUAUUAUUGAAUAUAACCUAUUAUUAGCACUCGUAUAAUCAAUUAUAAUUCUUCAUCAAGUAAAUAAUUAAAUUAAAAAAAGUGCAUGUAGAAAACAACCAGCAUGUCAUUUUAAGAAGACUGAACUACUGUAGAAUCAUGCGGGUACUUGUGUUCGUACAGGUGUAACCUUCAUGUUCGUAACAGAAAGUUAAUAUCAGUCAGUUCACUGAAUAAGCAAACCAGAGUGCACAUAAAAUACAUUGGUUAUGCAGUGGCUCAUGAGCAAGUAGUGCAAUGAAAAUUUAAGCGUGAGAAAAGAUGUAUUUAUAUCAAACUUGCACACCACUUAAUUACCGUUUAUGUGCAACUGUGAUAUGUCAGGCUUGUUUCACCCCUGUAUUCUUACACAAGCUUCAAUCAGUGCAUCCCUCACUCAGUCAAGCUGAGCCCAGUGCGAGCAUUUGUCUGAAUAUUAUGGCACGCAUUUUUAGGAUUGCUGGGCUGCAUUGAUAAAGUUGAGUGACCACUUUUGUCAAAGUCAGGCAUUGCCGUGAACUUUAUAGAGUGUAUGAAUGAGUGUAGAAAUGCGGAGCACUGGGUGUUUUGAAUGUGGGGCUGUUCCUGUGCCAAAGAGCAUGCUAAGUCACCUAAUAUUUCUUGGUUGCUGUCCCUGAACACCUUUGUACCUGACACUGACAACUUUACCAAUUUUCGAAGUACUUUUUGAAUCCUUUACUGUGCACAAUAACGUUAAGGAGAGAGGGUUACUUGUGAGUAAAUACGUGUUUUCUGAAGUGCGGUGUAUUUACACAUUUUGAUAUUCAAUAAAAUUUUUUCUAACAGAA